Messenger RNA from Musca vetustissima, 2382 nucleotides. Its product is annotated as B-cell scaffold protein with ankyrin repeats-like. NCBI's taxonomy places the organism in Eukaryota, Metazoa, Arthropoda, Insecta, Diptera, Muscidae. The record is from RefSeq and is a predicted model, not a curated record. Gene Ontology annotation, molecular function: transmembrane receptor protein tyrosine kinase adaptor activity; fibroblast growth factor receptor binding. Gene Ontology annotation, cellular component: cytosol. The transcript has a single exon. The annotation marks the transcript as partial.
CCAGAAUCUUGCAUGGAAAUUUCCACAAUGGUUGAGGUACGCAUCGAAAAGAAUCACAAAAGUUUGGGUGCCCGCCCAAUAAAAUGCGAAUCCCGUCUACGUGAAUUGGAACAGCUGUUGCGUACCGAAGAUUCCCCUAUCGAAUUUAUGUGCCAUGCUUUGGGUAUUGGCCCCACUGAGAAGGAUGAAUUGGAUUUGCAUUUAUUGCAAUCGUUCCAAAAGAACAUGCCACCCAAUUUCCAUUUAUUGAAUGGUCCGUAUGAAAAGCAAUCCCACUUUCUGACAAUGCGUGAAACUAGUCCUGAAGAAUAUCCUACCCUUUUGCAUUUUGCUGCACGUUGGGGUCUUAAUCGUUUGUGUAUGCAAUUGAUGGAAUGCCCUGGUGGUGACACUGCCUGUGGCAUAAGAAAUUGUGCUGGCAAGACGCCGGCCGAACUGGCUGAUAUGGAGGGACAUCAUAAAUUGGCACGCAAUAUAAUGAGCUUUUCCGAAUUCCAUGAACUCACCACAAUGUAUCAUUAUUUCAAGGGUUUGAGCACAAAUGAUACCAAGAGUCAGCAACAGGUGGCUUCAGGAGCAACGGCAUGUGGAAAGGCGGCUGGUAAUACAAAGGUAGUUAUUGAGGCUGUUAAAUCUCAUCCUGCAUCACCAAAGACCAAGCAGCCAAAAUCACCCAAAUCCCCCAAGGUACGUGAUUUACCAGCCGAUCAACAGGCCGAAUAUAUGGAAAUGUCAAGUGGUUCGGACAGGGAAAAUACACCAGAAACAAAACCAAAGCAGGAGAAGGAAACCAUGGCCAUAUCAAAUCUCAAUUACAUUAGUGUAGAGACAGAAGAGGAAAAUCUGCAAGGCUCUUCGGCUGAUGUUUGCAAAAAUUUCGAUUCCAAUAAGGUGGUUACGACACCUGAAAUUACAUCCAAUGAAUUGAACAUUAGUGAACCUCCAUAUUAUGCCUCAAAGGAACAAAAUAAGGCUGCCUCCACAUCGAAAGAUGUCACCGAUGCUCCCAUCUAUCAAACUGAUAAAUUUAGCCAAGAAUGCUCCCAAUUGUUGGAAAAUUGUACCAGUACCGCCGCCAAUAAUGAUUAUGUUUUACAACCCUCAAAUGUACCAGUACCACCAAUGCAGCAGCAGCACCAACAACAACCCACUUCCCCCACCAACACCGAUGAUGGUAAUUAUUUAUUCCAACCUUCAAAUCGUCCAGUUGAGGAAGAGUUCUUGCAUCAAUCGAGACAGAGUUUGAAUCGCAUGGGUUCCUCCACACGUUUGGCUCAUCAACCCACCUAUGGCACUUUGAAGCGCUCGGUGUCUGAUGCCUCCUCCUCGGCCAGAGCUAAUGUUGAUGAUGAGCUAGCUGAAAUUAUGCAUGACUUUAAAAAUAAUGUCCUGUCCAUUCGCGAGGUAGAGGUUUUGGUCGAAAAAUGGAAACAUCGCAAUGAUGUGCAACAAAGUUUCCGUGAGAAGCAAGAUCAAAUCGAUCAACUGAGAAGGGAGUACGAACGUAUCCAGGAUCAAAUACGCCAUCAUUUGAAACGUGAAACACCAUUUGAAAAAAUCAAGAAAUUAUUUUCACGUCACAAGUCCACCUCGAAUUUGCAUCACGAUAAAUCUUCAUGUGUUGACAGUGUUUUGGAUGAAACCAAAUCAUCGAUUACAACCUCUUCCAGCUUCAAAUCAUCUGCUAGACCUAUUAGCUCCUUGAGUUUACAAUCCGUGUCGUCAUCUUCUUCAUCGGGACGUUUGAGUACCGGCAGCAAUUGCAGUGGUACUUCGCUGGGAGAUUCUGGUACCCACUCAGAUCAUGAUGAACGUAGAUUUGGUUGCCGUCUAGCUUCACCGGGUAUGGAUAACUAUUUAGUACCACCCACACCCAGACCGGUCUACACCCCGAAUUCCACCCCUGGCGAUGAAAGACAUCAAAUUGUAUUCCCAUCCCCAAUGUCAUCGUGCACAAAACUCAACACACCCACCAGCCCUACAAGUUCCGAACAUUAUCAAAUGUUCCCCUCAAAUAUUCCCGUCUAUAGCAGUCAAAACCUCUCCUCAUCAUCAUCGUGUAAUAAUUAUCUAAAUACAAUUAUGGAGGCUAAACAGGAACAGGAGCAUAAUUAUCAAAAUGGUGUCACCCUGCAACCGAUCAAAUUAAAUGAGAGAUCGAAUAUUAUUUAUGGCAAGCUAACCAAAUCGAAUCCCAAAUGUUCGUCCUUUAAACCAAAACAAGUGGCCAUACCGCAAGUGGGAAGUUUAGAAAUUCAGGCUGAGGUAUAUCAAAAUGUGGGUGCAAAUUUGGAACCCCCGAAGGAAGAGACUGAGAACGCCAAAACGGAGGAUCAGGUUGAUGGAGCCAAUGGUGAUGAUCACAAUUAUAUGAAUUGUUAG